CCCGCGGUGAGAAGAAGAAGGACAAAUUGCUCCUGCCUCUGUUAUUGCUCAUGAAAUUGAAACUGAAGGUCGUCCUGCCAAUCCUUCUCGGUCUGAUUGGACUCAAAGCAUUCAAGGCUUUGAUAUUGUCGAAAAUCGCCAUCAAACUGGUACUUGGCUUCCUCAUCUACAACUUGAUCACCAAAUUGUCGGGCGCCAAAAUGAUGAUGAUGCCCGCGCCUGCGCCAUCAGCUGAAUACGGUCCACCCAGCACCACUGCCUCCUCAUACGAUCCCAGCAGUUGGGAACCAGCCAGCGGUGGCCCAUAUGCCCGUUGGGACACGCAAAGCCUCGCCUACAGCGCAUACCAUCCCAGCUCUAGCUCAUACAACUCCGGAUCCAGCUCGCCUGGUUCAUCGUCCAGCUACAGCUCAUCAUCGUAG
Messenger RNA from Rhagoletis zephyria (snowberry fruit fly), 422 nucleotides. RefSeq lists its product as uncharacterized. NCBI's taxonomy places the organism in Eukaryota, Metazoa, Arthropoda, Insecta, Diptera, Tephritidae. Gene Ontology annotation, cellular component: membrane. The record is from RefSeq and is a predicted model, not a curated record.